Dalotia coriaria is the source of this 3222-nucleotide messenger RNA. Its product is annotated as relaxin receptor 2-like. Gene Ontology annotation, biological process: hormone-mediated signaling pathway; activation of adenylate cyclase activity; adenylate cyclase-activating G protein-coupled receptor signaling pathway. The coding region runs from base 366 to 3017 and encodes 883 amino acids. The record is from RefSeq and is a predicted model, not a curated record. Gene Ontology annotation, cellular component: plasma membrane. Gene Ontology annotation, molecular function: protein binding; G protein-coupled peptide receptor activity. The transcript is spliced from 17 exons. Lineage: Eukaryota; Metazoa; Arthropoda; Insecta; Coleoptera; Staphylinidae.
UCACAUUUUAUUGAAACCGUUGAAAGUUAAGCGACCGCACUUGUUUGAUCGUACCUCGUCGGCGGUUGGCGGCGGCGUCGCCUGAGAGAAUCCUCGCCGCCGGCCGCAGUCGUCCUGCGGACACCGAAACGGGAAGAACAUCCGCGCGCGCACACACCGCCAACUACGCAGAUUAACGUAAAUAAUACUUAAAUAGAAAGUGUUGAAAAUGUUGCAAACUUUGCACUCGACUUUAGUUAUGUUUUCGUCGCGAGGCGUGUAAUUACUAAGAAACGGUGUGAAAACGUUCGUCAACAUUGUGAAUGCAAUCAAAAUAGCUUAAUUAAAUAAUUACGCAACGAUUUAAUUUAUUUAAACAAUAAACAAUGGGGGUUUCAAUGUUAAAGUUCGUGUUUGUGCAAAUUUUAUGGACACUUGUUACGUGUGAUAGGAAAUUGUCAAAUGGCAGUUGUCCGCUGGGAUCAUUUCCCUGCCUCUCGACAGAUUUGUGUAUACCGCAACAACAAUGGUGUGAUGAGACUGUUCACUGUCUGGAUCGAUCCGACGAAGCGUCCUGUGACGAUGUCCAUCAGGACGAGUUGAUUAAUCAAAAGUAUAAAAAACGACCUGGCGCGAGGAUGGAUGAGUUACCACAACAUUGCGAUUUUUCCCACGCGCAGACAAAUAAUUCAUCCUUCAAUGGAGGCUCACAUCUAGCGUAUGCUGAAAAUCCGGCAAAUCCUCAAACGGAAAACCCGGGAUGUCGAUGUUUGCAAGCCAAUAUUGUCUGUAGGCAUUUACGUCUUGUCACUGCGCCUCACAUCGCCAAAAUUUACAAUUUGACUGCGAGAAUCGUUGAUAUAUUGGAUUUAGGUGGUAAUACUUUUACACAUCCAGAUAAAUCAACAUUUUCAUCGCUUCAAGAUAUACACAUACGUAACUUAGUUUUACAACAUUGCGGAAUUGAAACACUCAACGGAGAUUGUUUUGUUGAUCUUCUGAAAAAUGGUUUAGAAGAAUUACACUUGGAUGGAAAUCGUAUAACCCGUCUUCACGACAAACUCUUCAACGUCAAGAACAACGAUUUGAGACUGUUGAGCCUCGGCCAUAACUCAAUCACGUCGAUCGACCCCGAUACGUUCCGGAGCCUGGACCAACUGAUUGAAUUAGACUUGACAAAUAAUAACAUCGAAAAGCUCAACGCAGAGUGGUUCAGCACGUUGUACAACUUGACAACACUGAAUCUGCAAGGAAAUAGAUUAACGCGCAUUGAAAUUUUGUCCUGGUUAACAUCUUCGUCCUUAAAAGUAAAACCAACUGUGAUUAGCAAUGUUAUUACUGAUCAAAGUAUUCUUAACCCGGAAAAUAUAAGUGUUAAAAUAAAUAAUCAAAAUUUAACACAAGUUAAUCCUAUUGAAUUAAAAUUUAAACAAAAUGGAAACAUGAAUAAUAUAGAUAAUAAUUUAAUAAAUGUUGAUAAUGAUCAGAAUAAAGUAAAAAGUGAAAAAAACAAUCUGGAAAUGGAAAUGAAAAUGGAAGCGCCUCCGCAAGGAUUAUCUAAGUUGACUACAUUAUCCUUGGCUAAUAAUUGGAUAUUUUGGCUGCAGGACGACGUUUUUGCUGAAGCACCAAUGUCUCGCUCUCUGAAAAAUCUAGAUCUUUCUGAAAACCGUAUUUCCACUCUGUCGAACAGAACUUUUAAAGGACUCUCCACUCUUUUUGUACUCAAGCUGAAUCAAAAUAAUUUGCAACACAUUCAUGAGGAUGCGUUUGUGUGGAUGCCAAAUGUUACCUCACUAGAUUUAAAAAACAAUGAGUAUCUUGUUGUCACACCCGGGAUAUUUUCACCAUUGGAACAGUUACAUCAUUUAUACUUUGAUUCGUUUGAAAUGUGUGCAAAUGCUCCGUUUGUGAAAGUAUGUGAACCCAAAGGUGAUGGUAUCUCAUCAAAAGAACAUUUAUUAGACAGUGUUAUUUUACGUGCAAGUGUAUGGAUUAUGGCCGCUAUAGGAUUUGUUGGCAAUUCCAUCGUCCUUUUAGGCCGACAAUUUGUAACCCGACACUCAAACGCUGUCGAUUCAUUACAUAUAAAAAACCUGGCAAUUUCUGAUCUUUUGAUGUCAUUGUAUUUAUUCGCUAUUGCAUCAGUGGACGAAUACUAUCGCGGUGAAUAUCUCCUCAAUGAAUUCUCAUGGCGCAGCAGUAAUCUGUGCACUUUGAGCGGAAUUCUCAACACGUUGAGUUGUGAAUCAAGCGUGUUGAUACUAAGCCUAGUCACGUGGGAUCGUUAUGUGUCGGUAACACGUCCAUUUCCCCGCAACCAACUCAGUUUUAAAUUCGCUGCUCUCCGCUUGGUGACGCUGUGGGCUAUCGCUGCCUUGAUAGCACUACUUCCGAUCAUGAAUACAACUCAAGACUAUUUUGGUUUUGAGUUUUACAAUUCCAACGGUGUAUGUCUUCCGUUAUACUUACAUAACCCAUAUGGAAAGGGAUGGCAAUAUUCAAUUGUAAUGUUUGUUUUUAUUAAUUUAUCUGCGCUAGCAUUCAUUUGCUAUGCUUAUCUGCGAAUGAUAAAAGCCAUUCGUGUAUCAACAGUUGCCUGUCGAUCAACGCAACAAACACAGGAUCGAGAUAGAGUUGCACAACAUCUUGGAAUAAUUGUAUUCACAGAUUGUUUGUGUUGGGUGCCAGUGAUAGUCAUCAAAAUGGCGACGUUAGCAGGUUUAGAAUUUAACCAAACUUAUCGUAACUUUGUGUAUGCUUCACUGGCGAUUUACGUAAUGCCAAUAAAUUCAGCGUUGAAUCCGAUUCUGUAUACGUUUGCCACGCCGCUGUUUAAGAAACAAAUCCGUAAGAUGGCGCAUGUGUGCUGUCAAAAACAAAAACGUCCCGAAGGGCAAUCUGGAUAUGACACAGCGCUGAGUUUAAGCUUAGGAAUGUUAGGCUCAAAUGGCAGAAGAGUGUUAACAUACAGGAGUACACAAACAAGUCACACCGGAAGUAAAAAUAGUUGGCGAAAACAACCGCAAGCUGUAUGACACACAGCCACGUUCGAUGAGAGAGAAAGCACUGAACUAUAAACCAACUUAAAUCAAUGUCAAUCAAGCAUCGAAUUUAUAAAGAAAUAACUGUGUAUAAUUGUUAGUAUUUAUGUGUGUAUAAAAAUAACUAGUUCGUAAUCUAAGUGUAAACUUUGAACAUUCUGUAUGUAACAAUAUGUAACAGUAAAAUAAUUCUUUCCAU